UCGGUUACUUCAGUUGAAAUGGGCCACGUUAAGCGUUCGGUUUGAUGUUUAGAAAACCCAGUGCAAGUUACACCGAAAACAAGAGGUCUUUAUCGAAAAAGUAUGGCUUUGGACUUUUGUCACACUGCUUUGCUGCAUUUUGUGCAUAUCGUGUUAUGGGUUCGUCUCUAUUUGUGGACUCUUGUAUCGAGAUUUAUUUCCAAACACAUCGGGUUGUGCAUUGGAGAGCAACGAAAACUUUCCGCUGAAAGAUGCCGCAUCGACUCAAAGAAUCUUCCCAAACUUCCAUUACACAUCGGUCUGCAGAUCCUGGAAAAUCGGAUUUCAGACGAAGAUGUCGCUAAUCUACUGGUGUGGUGCAUAGCCAUGGGAUUUCAAUAUGUUUCUCUGUUUGAUGAUGAAGGUUACUUCAAGAAAAACCCUUCAAAACUGAGAGAUGUGAUGCAGAAAAAGAUGGCAGCAAUCUUAGAGAGUAACCGUCUUGUCUUCCAUAUUGAGACACCAGUGAGAAAUGGAGAAAGAAGUGUUAAAGUCACCACCACCACCAAAGAAACUUUACAAGAUACUAAAAGUACACGGAUAGCCCUAAUGUCUUGUGAAGAUGGACGAGGGGAUAUCUUGGAAUCUGCCAGGAGACUAUGUCAAGAUGUAGCAGACAAGAGAUACAGAGCAUCAGAAAUAGGCAUUACCAAUUUAGACCAAGUCAUGAAUUCAUUAUUAGAUUAUCCUGACCCAGAUCUUAUCAUUCAGUUUGGACAAGUUAAUAGUUUACUUGGAUACUCACCAUGGAAAAUUAGAGUUACAGAAAUAUUGUCUGUUCCAACACAUCAUGGAAUGAAUUACCAAAGUUUCAUUGACGUACUACACUCCUAUUCCAAAACACAACAGAGAUAUGGCAAGUAAUGCAGCCCUCCCUUACAAGAUCUUUCCAUGAAAUACUUUAAUAUAUAUAUUUUUGGAAUAAUGUGUACUAUACAUGUAAGUUAGGAGUAUGAGAGAAGCUUGGUUAUAUACAUAUAUGGAUUAAUUGAUAGUCUUUGUAAUGAACUGCCAUAUGAAUGUUGAUUGAGGUAUUGUUUUUAUGAUUUUAUACUUUUUCAGUGAUUUAAUUUUGAUUUAAUCUUUGAAAUCUUGGUAUUCUUUGUGCUACAUUUAUUUUUGUACAUGCCAGGUGCAUGUGAUCUUCAAAUUGGUUUAAAUGCAAAAUCCAAAUACUGUACAUGUAUAUUAUAAUCUUCAUAUUUAUGGUAUGCAUGAGUAUAUGUGAAAAGUUUUGUAACAUGUUUGCAUUUGGACCAUAUCUUUUACCAGAAAUGAAUAAAGUAUGGUAGCAAAGUAUUGUCUGUAUAGUAACAGACCUGCUAGUAGCAUUCAGAACAAGUAUAAUUUAAUUUUUCCACUCACAUCGAAGCUUUUUUUUUUAACCUGACGACAUAUUACAAUAUAUUGUUGUAUGUACCGUAAAUGAAAGUGGGUCAAUAUUAUUAAGUGCGUGACCAUUCACUUUUUGGUGAAAGUAGUGUACAUGCCCAUUUAUUAAAGAACAUGUAUCUUACUUCAUAUUGAUUCCAGGACUUUGAUUAUGUCCAAUAUCAAAGUACAAUAUUGAAGUACCAACCUGUUUUUUCCACAUUCCCUGAUACUCUCUCAGACCGAAAGCAAACAGUUUGAUAAGAAUAUUGCCAAGGACCCAAUUAAAUUUAAGUCCCACAUACUGUAGUUGAUUUAAAAAAAAAAUGAACACACUUUCCCGGCAGUUAAAACUUAUUUUUGGACAAAUCAUCAACUCAUCCCCCAGUGCUAUUCAUAAUCAUUUAAUUAAUGUAUAUUGAUAUUUUGUAUUGCUGUAACACUCUUGCCAUACAAAUAAUUUGAAGAAACAUACUUUGGUUCUUUGCAUACGUAAAUGAAUUAUUAACUAAAUAAUAGGAAAUAAUUGGUUCUAGAUAUGACAUGUAUUUAUGGCUAUUACAAUGUUCAAGCAGCAUAAGUUACUUUAUAGUACAUACUAACAUAAAAAAGGC
Messenger RNA from Lytechinus variegatus (green sea urchin), 2024 nucleotides. It is a transcript of the gene nus1, whose product is annotated as dehydrodolichyl diphosphate synthase complex subunit nus1-like. Bases 103 to 903 code for a protein of 266 amino acids. The record is from RefSeq and is a predicted model, not a curated record. Gene Ontology annotation, cellular component: endoplasmic reticulum membrane; dehydrodolichyl diphosphate synthase complex. The transcript is spliced from 5 exons. NCBI's taxonomy places the organism in Eukaryota, Metazoa, Echinodermata, Echinoidea, Temnopleuroida, Toxopneustidae. Gene Ontology annotation, molecular function: ditrans,polycis-polyprenyl diphosphate synthase [(2E,6E)-farnesyl diphosphate specific] activity.